Eimeria acervulina is the source of this 555-nucleotide messenger RNA. RefSeq lists its product as hypothetical. Lineage: Eukaryota; Apicomplexa; Conoidasida; Eucoccidiorida; Eimeriidae. The record is from RefSeq and is a predicted model, not a curated record. The transcript has 3 exons. The coding region runs from base 1 to 555 and encodes 184 amino acids.
AUGACUCCACAUCGUCUUGCCGAAAUUUUUGCGCCGUCUUUCUUCAGAGCCGCGGACCCCUUAGAUAAACGCUUACCUCAAACUGCUGCUUUUUGUAUAGAGGCCCUAACAGCAGCAAUCGAAGAGCCUUCGCUUGUACACGAAGGGUAUUCAAUAGAAGGCAGCAGCAGCAGCGAGAGCAGCAGCAGCAGCAGCGACAGCGAAAGCAGCAGCAGCGAGAGCAGCAGCAGCAGUAGUAGCAGCGACUCUUCUGAAGAAGAAGAUUCAGAAGACAGCAGCAGCAACGAAGAGUCUCCUUCUAAAAGCGGUGGCGCUGCAGCAGCAAAGCAAACAAAUCAAUCUGCUGUCUCUAAACCAUCUCCUGCUGCUGCUGCUGCUGCUGCAGCACAUCCCUCUACUUCUUCUUCUUCUAAAGCAACACCUAAGAAGAGCUUCCCUGCAGCCAAACGUCCUCCGCCUCCCGCUCCUUCGUCUUCAUCUUCAUCUUCGUCUUCUUCUUCGUCUUCGUCUAGCGAGUCAGAAGAAGAAGAAGAAGAAGAAGAAGAUGAAGAAUAA